GAUUCAUGAAUGCUAUAGCAUUCGAAAGAGCAUUCGAAUUAGAUGGACAUGGGAAAAGAGAUUGGAAUUCAGUAAGACGUCCAGAUAGUAAUUUGUAUGCUUGGAUUGCACGUGGUGAAGACUACAACGCUGGGUCUUCCGUGUACUUAUCUCCGUAAACAUGGAGAUCUUAAGUCAGUUUCUGGAAUACAGGAAGAGAAUAAGAGGAAAGAUUCAAGGCUACUAUGGACCUUGACCAACGAGUUAGAGAUGAAGAACAAGGAGUGUGAAGAGAUGGAGAAGAAAAUAAGCAGAGCAGAAGUUUUUAUGGAUAAUGUGAUGAGUCAAAAGGAGGAGAUGGUCAAAAACUACAAUGAAGAGAUGGAGAUGAUGCGGCAUAAAGCGUUCCAUCAGCUCGAUGAUGUUAUACGUGAGCAUGAGAAAAGCAAAAUGCAACUUGAAGCUCAAAAACAACAAUUGAUGCAACAAGAACUGGAAUUGAGAAAACGUGAAGCACUGAAUGAGAGUGAGAAGAGAAAGCUUCAGCUCCAGAAAGAGAUGAAUGAAAGGGCAAUAUUGGAGCAGAGAAAUGCAGAUGAGAAAAUGCUGCAAUUGGCUGAAGAUCAUAAGAGAGUAAAGGAAGAACUUCAUAAAAGAAUAAUUGAACUGGAAGUAAACCUUGAUCAGAAGCAAGCACUACAGUUGCAGAUUGAGCGCUUGAGAGGUUCAAUGGAAGUGAUGCGACUCAUGAAUGAGGAAGGCGACGUCGAAGCUAAGAAGAAACUGCAGUCAAUUCAAGAAGAAAUCAAGGAGAGUGAAGAAGAACUUGAUAGCUUGGAAACACUGAAUCAAGCUCUAAUUAUAAAGGAAAGACUUACAAAUGAUGAGGUGCAGGAAGCCCGUAAAGAAUUAAUCCAUGGUUUAAGGGAGAGCCGUGCUUUUAUCGGUGUCAAGAGAAUGGGGGAACUUGAUGGGAAGCCAUUCCAUGCUGCUGCCAAAAGAAAAUUUAAUCCUAAAGAAGCAGCAGAGAAAGCAGUGGAGAUAUGUUCGUUGUGGGAGGAUUACCUGAGGGAUCCAAACUGGCAUCCUUAUAAGAUUAUCCAAAAGGGUCAUAUUGCUGAGGAAAUAAUUGAUGAUGAUGAUGAGAAAUUGAAGGAACUAAAGGCCGAAUAUGGUGAUGAAGUUUAUCAAUCUGUUGUAACUGCGUUAAACGAGUUGAAUGAGCAUAACCCCAGUGGCAGGUACCCAGUACCUGCGUUGUGGCAUUACAAGGAAAAAAGAAUUGUGUCAUUGAACGAAGGAGUUGAACACAUAAUGAAGCAGUGGAAGGCCCAUAAGAAGAAAAUAAGAUAAAGCAUUUGACUGAAGUUUGAGGGGAAAGAAGUAGGAGAGUUGAUUGUCCUAGUAUUAAUCCUAAUAGGCAAGCUGAACUUUUACUAGGAGUUUUGAUUCUGCAAAAACAUCAAUAGUUUUGCUCUAAAUUUCAGACGAGACAGUUUGUUCUUUAUCUGCUGCUUUCUUUUGUCAUUAGAUACAUUGCAGCUUCAAGUAUUGUGUGAAUUUUGAGCACAAACAGGCAACAGGUAG
This is a messenger RNA of Solanum pennellii, 1566 nucleotides long. RefSeq names its product factor of DNA methylation 4-like. Lineage: Eukaryota; Viridiplantae; Streptophyta; Magnoliopsida; Solanales; Solanaceae. The record is from RefSeq and is a predicted model, not a curated record. Gene Ontology annotation, biological process: gene silencing by siRNA-directed DNA methylation.